Messenger RNA from Lutra lutra (Eurasian river otter), 2188 nucleotides. RefSeq names its product dual specificity tyrosine phosphorylation regulated kinase 3 (gene DYRK3). NCBI's taxonomy places the organism in Eukaryota, Metazoa, Chordata, Mammalia, Carnivora, Mustelidae. Bases 190 to 1953 code for a protein of 587 amino acids. The record is from RefSeq and is a predicted model, not a curated record. Gene Ontology annotation, molecular function: protein serine/threonine/tyrosine kinase activity; protein serine/threonine kinase activity; ATP binding. Gene Ontology annotation, cellular component: nucleus. The transcript is spliced from 3 exons. Gene Ontology annotation, biological process: peptidyl-threonine phosphorylation; positive regulation of cell cycle G2/M phase transition; peptidyl-serine phosphorylation.
AACCCUGCCGCUCCUCUCCGCACUCCCGGUCGGGCGAGUCGCGAGCAAAGGCGCGCGGAUCUGCAGUGUCUGGACGAGAUUCCCCCGGGAAGCGUCGCGGUCCCGGCGGCAGCCGCCCCAGCGCAGGUGGACCCUGCACUUCGAACCCUCCAACCGCCGCCCCUCCCCCCGGGGGUCCCGAGCUAGCGGAUGGGAGGCACGGCUCGCGGGCCGGGGCAGAAGGAUGCGGGGCCGCCCGGAGCCGGACUCCCGCCCCAGCAGCGGAGAUUGGGGGAUGGUGUCUAUGAUACCUUCAUGAUGAUAGAUGAAACCAAAUGCCCACCCUGUUCAAAUGUACUCUGCAAUCCUUCUGAACCGCCUCUGCCCAGAAGACUAAAUAUCACUGCUGAGCAGUUAACCAGAGAUCACACUCAGCACUUUCUGAGUGGAGGUGAGGUGAAGGUAGAACAGCUGUUUCAAGAAUUUGGCAACAGAAGAUCUGAUACUCUUCAGACAGAUGGUAUCAACGACUCUGAAAAGUGCUCUCCUACCGCCUCUCAGGGUAAAAGUUCAGAUACCUCGAAUGCGGUGAAAGCCAGCAGUUCAGCCAAAACGUCCAAAGCGGUGCCCCUGACUCCCGAGCAAGCCCUGAAGCAGUACAAACACCACCUGACUGCCUACGAGAAGCUGGAGAUCGUCAACUACCCCGAGAUUUACUUCGUGGGCCCAAAUGCCAAAAAAAGACACGGAGUGAUCGGCGGGCCCAAUAACGGUGGCUAUGACGAUGCAGACGGGGCCUAUAUUCACGUGCCUCGCGACCAUCUAGCUUAUCGAUACGAGGUGCUGAAGAUUAUCGGCAAGGGAAGUUUUGGGCAGGUGGCCCGGGUCUACGAUCACAAACUUCGACAGUACGUAGCCCUGAAGAUGGUGCGCAAUGAAAAACGCUUCCAUCGGCAAGCCGCUGAGGAGAUCCGGAUUCUGGAGCAUCUUAAAAAGCAGGACAAAACUGGGAGCAUGAAUGUCAUCCACAUGCUGGAAAGUUUCACCUUCCGGAACCACGUUUGCAUGGCCUUUGAAUUGCUGAGCAUAGACCUUUAUGAGCUCAUUAAAAAAAACAAGUUUCAGGGUUUUAGCGUCCAGUUAGUUCGCAAGUUUGCCCAAUCCAUCUUGCAGUCCUUGGAUGCUCUCCACAAAAAUAAGAUCAUUCACUGUGACCUGAAGCCAGAAAACAUUCUCCUAAAGCACCACGGGCGCAGUGCGACCAAGGUCAUUGACUUCGGGUCCAGCUGUUUCGAAUACCAGAAGCUUUACACGUACAUCCAGUCUCGGUUCUACAGAGCUCCCGAGAUCAUCUUAGGAAGCCGCUACAGCACGCCUAUAGACAUAUGGAGUUUUGGCUGCAUCCUUGCAGAACUUCUAACAGGACAGCCUCUCUUCCCGGGAGAGGAUGAGGGAGACCAGUUGGCCUGUAUGAUGGAGCUGCUCGGGAUGCCACCACCAAAACUUCUGGAGCAAUCCAAACGUGCCAAGUACUUCAUUAACUCCAAGGGCCUACCUCGCUACUGUUCUGUGACUACUCAGGCAGAUGGGAGGGUUGUGCUUGUGGGGGGUCGCUCACGUAGGGGGAAAAAGCGGGGCCCCCCAGGCAGCAAAGACUGGGUGACAGCACUGAAGGGAUGUGAUGACUACUUGUUUAUAGAGUUUUUGAAAAGGUGCCUUCAAUGGGACCCCUCUGCCCGUUUGACCCCAGCUCAAGCACUGAGACAUCCUUGGAUUAGUAAGUCUGUGCCCAGACCCAUCACCAUUGAAAAGGUAUCAGGCAAACGGGUGGUAAAUCCUGCAAACGCUUUCCAGGGACUGGGUUCCAAGCUGCCUCCAGUUGUCGGAAUAGCCAAUAAGCUUAAAGCUAACUUAAUGUCUGAAACCAGUGGUGGUAUACCUCUGUGCAGUGUACUGCCAAAACUCAUUAGCUAAUGGACAGUGCUGUGCUCAGAGAUGUAUAUGUUUGUAUUUUUAAUUAUCUUGCAGACCUGAACAUGGGGGAAAAAAUACAGGCCCAUUGGUGGAUAUGUUUUUGUUAGACUAGAUUUUUUUUUUAACAAGGCAAAACAUUUUUAUAUGACUGUAACAGAACUCUUCAAGGGCUAAUUACCUAACCAGCCUGUGUUGGCCGUCCUGGAAUGUACAUUAAAUGACUUUUUAUAGGUCA